Molecule: messenger RNA, 2200 nt
Organism: Camelina sativa (false flax)
Lineage: Eukaryota; Viridiplantae; Streptophyta; Magnoliopsida; Brassicales; Brassicaceae
Product: heat shock 70 kDa protein 4
Molecular function (GO): ATP binding; ATP-dependent protein folding chaperone
Source: RefSeq, a predicted model, not a curated record
UUGCCCCUUGUCCUUCCUCACACCAUAAUCGAAACGAACGAACAAAACACUCGCAAAUUUCUCAUCAAGCUCAAACACAAAUUACUUUCUAUUUUUUCUUUGAUCUCUAAAUAAUGGCGGGUAAAGGUGAAGGUCCAGCUAUCGGUAUCGAUCUCGGUACUACCUACUCUUGCGUCGGUGUUUGGCAACACGACCGCGUCGAAAUCAUCGCCAACGAUCAAGGCAACCGUACCACUCCUUCCUACGUUGCUUUCACUGACUCCGAGCGUCUCAUCGGUGAUGCCGCCAAAAAUCAAGUCGCCAUGAACCCUACCAACACCGUCUUCGAUGCUAAACGUCUGAUUGGGAGAAGAUACAGUGAUCCGUCGGUUCAAUCGGAUUUAAAGCACUGGCCAUUCACGGUUAAAUCCGGUCCAGCUGAGAAGCCUAUGAUCACAGUCAACUACAAGGGAGAGGAGAAACAGUUCUCUGCCGAGGAGAUCUCUUCCAUGGUUCUCAUUAAGAUGCGGGAGAUUGCUGAAGCUUUCCUUGGCUCUCCUGUUAAGAACGCUGUUGUUACCGUACCUGCUUAUUUCAACGACUCUCAGCGUCAGGCGACUAAGGACGCUGGUGUUAUCUCUGGUCUCAACGUGAUGCGUAUCAUCAACGAGCCAACCGCUGCUGCGAUUGCUUACGGUCUUGAUAAAAAGGCGUCGAGUGUUGGCGAGAAGAAUGUUUUGAUCUUUGAUUUGGGAGGUGGUACUUUUGAUGUUUCUUUGCUUACGAUUGAGGAAGGUAUCUUUGAAGUGAAGGCCACGGCUGGUGACACGCAUCUUGGUGGUGAGGACUUCGACAACAGGAUGGUUAAUCAUUUUGUUCAGGAGUUUAAGAGGAAGAACAAGAAGGAUAUCACUGGUAACCCGAGAGCUUUGAGGAGGCUUAGGACAGCUUGUGAGAGGGCUAAGAGAACUCUUUCUUCUACUGCUCAGACGACUAUUGAAAUCGACUCUUUGUACGAGGGUAUUGAUUUCUACACAACCAUCACUCGUGCUAGGUUCGAGGAGCUCAACAUGGAUUUGUUUAGGAAGUGUAUGGAGCCAGUGGAGAAGUGUUUGAGAGAUGCUAAGAUGGAUAAGAGCAGUGUUCAUGAUGUUGUACUUGUUGGUGGCUCUACAAGAAUCCCUAAAGUGCAGCAGUUGUUACAAGACUUUUUCAAUGGGAAAGAGCUCUGUAAAAGCAUUAACCCGGAUGAAGCUGUUGCUUAUGGAGCUGCUGUCCAAGCUGCGAUCUUGAGCGGGGAAGGGAACGAGAAGGUCCAAGACUUGUUACUUCUUGAUGUUACUCCUCUGUCCUUGGGUUUGGAAACCGCCGGUGGGGUUAUGACUGUUCUGAUUCCGAGGAACACAACUAUUCCGACGAAGAAAGAGCAGAUCUUCUCUACCUAUUCAGACAACCAGCCUGGUGUUCUGAUCCAAGUCUACGAAGGGGAGAGAGCAAGGACGAAGGACAACAACCUUUUGGGAAAGUUCGAGCUCAGCGGUAUACCACCUGCUCCACGAGGUGUUCCCCAAAUUACGGUCUGCUUCGACAUUGACGCCAAUGGUAUCCUAAACGUGUCGGCUGAGGACAAGACGACUGGUCAGAAGAACAAGAUCACAAUCACAAACGACAAGGGAAGGCUAUCAAAGGAAGAGAUCGAGAAGAUGGUACAGGAAGCAGAGAAGUACAAGGCUGAGGAUGAAGAACACAAGAAGAAGGUUGAUGCAAAGAACGCUCUCGAGAACUAUGCAUACAACAUGAGGAACACGAUCAAGGACGAGAAGAUAGCAUCUAAGCUUGAUGCAGCUGACAAGAAGAAGAUUGAAGAUGCGAUCGACCAAGCUAUUGAAUGGUUGGAUGGUAACCAGCUGGCGGAGGCAGAUGAGUUCGACGAUAAGAUGAAGGAGCUCGAGUCUCUUUGCAACCCUAUCAUUGCUAGGAUGUACCAAGGCGCUGGACCUGAUAUGGGUGGUGCUGGGGGAAUGGACGAAGAUGCUCCUGCUGGUGGUAGCGGCGGUGCUGGCCCCAAGAUUGAAGAAGUUGAUUAAGCUUUUUUAAGAUUCUCUUGUUGUACUCUGUUCACUUUUAAUUUUCUAGUUGGUGUAACCUAGUUUAUCUUUCUGUGUUACUCUGAACCUGCCUGCUUUAUGAUCAAUUUGAUGUUUUAAGAUUUUUGCUUUUA